Molecule: messenger RNA, 792 nt
Organism: Cylicostephanus goldi
Lineage: Eukaryota; Metazoa; Nematoda; Chromadorea; Rhabditida; Strongylidae
Source: the annotation of a GenBank genome assembly
AUGGAGCUUAUUCAGCAAUCAGCGGAAGUACCGGACGAAAUGUACACCAAUUACAUGACGAUGCAAGGACGAUCGAAAAGAUCGACACGUGACGAAAAAGGUCUCUAUACUGUAAGAACUUGUUCGCUUUAUCUACAAGCCGAUCACAAGCUAUACGAACACAUUAAACGAAAAGAAGGAAAUAAUGAUGUAAUCAGGACGCGAGAAGAGAUUGUUGGCUUGUUCUACAAUCAUAUAAAAGCUGUGAAUGAAAUCUAUGAAGGGACCAAUUUUAAUGGCAUUAAAGGACUUCAUUUUGUUAUUCAAAGGACUUCGGUAUGUGAAUCGCUUGAAAUUAUCUAUACCCCAGACACAUGCGAUCGAGGUCGUCCAGUUGCUGGUAGCGACAAUCCUUUUUGUGAAGAGAAUGUAGAUGUAUCAAACUUUUUAAAUCUCAACUCACAACGCAAUCAUUCUGCUUUUUGUCUCGCUUAUGCACUCACUUUCCGCGAUUUUGUGGGAGGCACUCUUGGAUUGGCUUGGGUGGCAAGUCCACAGUACAAUACGGCUGGUGGUAUUUGUCAAGUGUACCAACGUUACAACGAAGGAUCGAGAGGAUGGGUUUUUCGCUCAUUGAAUACCGGAAUUGUGACGCUUGUCAACUACGGGAAUCGUGUACCAACGCGAGUAUCACAGCUUACACUUGCUCAUGAGAUUGGCCACAAUUUUGGAUCUCCACAUGAUUUUCCCCUAGGCAAGUCAAUUGCUGCUGUAAUAAGAAUGACUAACAAAGAAACUGGUCUGGUUAUUUAG